Messenger RNA from Prunus avium (sweet cherry), 1648 nucleotides. RefSeq names its product glutamate dehydrogenase 1. Lineage: Eukaryota; Viridiplantae; Streptophyta; Magnoliopsida; Rosales; Rosaceae. Gene Ontology annotation, cellular component: mitochondrion. Gene Ontology annotation, biological process: L-glutamate catabolic process. Gene Ontology annotation, molecular function: L-glutamate dehydrogenase (NAD+) activity. The record is from RefSeq and is a predicted model, not a curated record.
AAGCACAUUAAAUUAUUUGCACUGAAUAAUUGUUAGUAUUUAGCUUCUCAGACUCAGAUUCAAGAUGAACGCAUUGGUGGCAACCAACAGAAACUUCAAGUUGGCAGCUCGGCUUUUGGGAUUGGACUCCAAGCUUGAGAGAAGUUUACUAAUACCAUUUAGGGAAAUCAAGGUUGAGUGCACCAUACCAAAAGAUGAUGGGAGUUUGGCUUCAUUUGUUGGGUUCAGGGUUCAACAUGACAAUGCCAGAGGCCCCAUGAAGGGAGGAAUUAGAUAUCACCCAGAGGUCGACCCAGAUGAGGUGAAUGCUCUAGCACAGCUAAUGACGUGGAAGACGGCGGUGGCUAACAUCCCAUACGGUGGUGCCAAAGGUGGGAUAGGAUGUGAUCCAGGGGAGUUGAGUGUUUCAGAACUAGAACGGCUCACCAGAGUUUUCACCCAAAAGAUACAUGAUCUUAUAGGCAUCCACACUGAUGUUCCAGCACCAGAUAUGGGGACGGGUCCACAGACCAUGGCAUGGAUCUUAGAUGAGUACUCAAAAUUUCAUGGCUACUCGCCUGCCGUAGUGACUGGAAAACCUACUGAUCUUGGUGGAUCUCUGGGAAGAGAUGCAGCAACGGGAAGAGGAGUGCUUUUCGCAACAGAGGCUUUACUCAAUGAGCAUGGAAAGAGCAUCUCCGGACAACGGUUCAUUAUCCAGGGUUUUGGGAAUGUGGGCUCCUGGGCUGCCCAACUCAUCCAUGAGAGUGGUGGCAAAAUAGUUGCAGUGAGUGAUAUCAGUGGAGCCGUAAAGAACAGCAAAGGACUAGACAUUCCAAGCCUACUCAACCAUGUGAAAGAGAAGAGGGGUGUCAAGGGGUUCCAUGGUGGGGACCCAAUAGAUCCCACCUCAAUAUUGGUUGAAGACUGUGACAUUCUCAUUCCAGCAGCCCUGGGAGGUGUCAUCAACAGGGAAAAUGCAAAUGACAUAAAAGCCAAGUUUAUCAUUGAAGCAGCUAAUCACCCCACUGACCCCGAGGCCGAUGAGAUCUUAUCAAAGAAAGGUGUUGUAAUUCUUCCCGAUAUAUAUGCAAACUCUGGAGGAGUUACUGUUAGUUACUUUGAGUGGGUACAGAACAUCCAAGGUUUCUUGUGGGAUGAAGAAAAGGUGAACAAUGAGCUGAGGACUUACAUGACCAAAGGCUUCAAAGAUGUGAAGGAGAUGUGCAAAACCCACAACUGUGACCUCCGGAUGGGAGCCUUCACGCUUGGAGUUAACCGCGUUGCAAGGGCAACUGUCCUCCGAGGGUGGGAAGCCUAACCCUGAGCUGAUCGGGACCUGCCACUUUGAAUAAAUAUGAGGAAUCUCAUGAGGCUCCUCCUAUUCAUGUUUACUGAUGUGGUAUUGCUAUUGUUGCAUGGGAAUAACUUGAACAAUAGUUUCCUUAAUAUUUUUGGGUUGCAUCAAUAUGCUUCCGAGUUUUAUGAGUUCCGUAAAUUUCAUUAGUUUCAUUUUAUUUGGUUACAUAAGUUGUAACGACAAGGUCCUAAUCCCUAAGGACCUAAAUGUUGUUGUCCUUCAUAAGGGUAGACACAACAUUGGCUUACAUUGAUCAAUGAUGUAUUGUGUGAUUCUGUCAUUUCAAAACAAGCAGUUGCUUUCUGUUCC